Messenger RNA from Daldinia loculata, 2498 nucleotides. RefSeq names its product glutamate decarboxylase. Gene Ontology annotation, cellular component: cytosol. The transcript is spliced from 4 exons. The record is from RefSeq and is a predicted model, not a curated record. Gene Ontology annotation, biological process: L-glutamate catabolic process. Lineage: Eukaryota; Fungi; Ascomycota; Sordariomycetes; Xylariales; Hypoxylaceae. Bases 398 to 2077 code for a protein of 559 amino acids. Gene Ontology annotation, molecular function: pyridoxal phosphate binding; glutamate decarboxylase activity.
CUGCAUGUAUGUGGCCUAUGAUAUAUAUCUAACACGCGUCAAAGAUAUACGGAAUUAAAGCUUCAUGAAAUUGUAGAAGUGUAUUGGGUUUAUUUUAUAAUCUGAAGGACCUCCGAUAAAAUAAGCGAACUUUGCUUUUUUAAGGAGUAAUUACGUCAUUUUCGUCAUACAUCUUUCACUUUGAAAAUGGGUGAUGGAGUCAUUGUGAUGGAAGGAGCUCUAGGAGUCUAGGUAAAGUAAAUAAUUCCUCCUGCAUAUAAAUCGAGACCUACGAAUGUCUUGGCUUUCAGUUCCUCCAACUUAUUAUCAACUAAUCUAACCUAUAAGUUAUAACCUACCUAGGUACCUAAGUUGGGUAGCAUAUCGGUAAUAGAUAUCCGAGAACAACCUUGUUACCAUGUCUUUAGCCCGCGAUAUCGACCCAGAGGAUCUCAUAGAGCGCCUCCAUGACGCUAACCUCACCGAGAAUGGCCAACACCUGCGUCAGAUGAUGACCACUUCUCAUCUAACGCCUUACGGUACCAAAUAUGCAAGCUUGGCGGCAGCGCCCAAGUAUAAGCUUCCCAAGGAGGGAACACCAGCAGACACCACUUACCAGCUAAUCCAUGAUGAGCUGGACCUGGAUGGCAAACCAAAUCUGAACCUUGCCAGCUUCGUAGGGACUUACAUGGAACCAAACGCCACCCAACUGAUGACGGAGAAUUUAUCCAAGAAUCUGGCUGACAAUGACGAGUAUCCGGCCAUGAUGUCUCUUCAUGAGCGUUGCGUCAGCAUCAUCGCUGACUUCUGGGGGGCUAAGAGGAGCGAGAAAGCCGUUGGGACAGCGACCACUGGCUCCUCAGAGGCUAUUCACCUAGGAGGCUUGGCAAUGAAGCGUCGUUGGCAGGAACGUCGCAAGGCCAAGGGCUUAGACACUUCUAAUCCAAAUAUCAUCAUGGGUGCCAACGCGCAGGUCGCACUCGAGAAAUUCGCGCGCUACUUCGAUGUUGAGGCGCGUAUUCUCCCGGUUUCUAAGGAGAGCAACUAUCGACUAGACCCGAAUCUUGUCCGGAAGAAUAUCGAUGAAAACACGAUUGGCGUAUUUGCCAUUCUAGGAAGCACUUAUACCGGUCACUAUGAACCGGUGGAAGAGAUCUCGAAAAUUCUCGACGAGUACGAGGAGAAGACAGGCAUCGAUAUCCCAAUCCACGUCGAUGCAGCAUCCGGGGGUUUUGUUGCGCCAUUCACUCAUGCACAAGCCGGCGGGCCGAAGUGGGAUUUCGAACUUCCGCGAGUCAAGUCUAUUAACGUGUCGGGUCAUAAAUACGGUCUCGUCUACGUCGGCGUCGGUUGGAUCGUCUGGCGGGACGAAGCUUACCUACCACAGCACCUAAUUUUCGAGCUGCAUUAUCUAGGUGGUACCGAGAAGUCUUUCACAUUGAACUUCUCCCGGCCUGGCGCGCAGGUCAUCGUGCAGUAUUACAAUCUAAUUCACCUCGGCUUCGAAGGGUACCGCGAGAUUAUGGAGAACUGCCUCCGCAACGCGCGCCUCCUAUCUAAAAGCCUCGAGGCCACCGGAUGGUACACGUGCGUCUCUGAUAUCCAUCGCCGAGCGCCCGCCGCAUUAGGUGUGAUCUCGGGUGCGAAACGUGCCGUCCUCGGCGGGGAGGGGGAAACCUCAGCCGACUACGUAGCCGGGCCACCGGUUGUGUCGUUCCGACUAACAGACGAGUUCAAACGGGAGUUCCCGCACAUCAAGCAGGAAUCGGUAUCGCUACUUAUGCGCGCGCGCCAGUGGAUAAUACCCAACUACGCGCUUCCGCCCAAUGAGGAUAAGAUUGAAAUCUUACGUGUAGUCAUCCGCGAAUCCAUGACCCUGGAUCUUCUAGACCGCCUGAUUGUGGAUUUGGUGUCUGUGACGCAGACUCUGAUCGACAACGACGAGGUCGACCUGUCGAUCCUCCAGAAGCAGAAGCCGGUGGGAGAUAGCCGGCCGCCCAAGGACGCUAGUAAAGGGAGCCUUUCGGAGGAGUCUGCUAAGGUGCUCGAGGGGAAGGCGGCGCGACUGGCAGAGGGUAUUCACAGGAGCGUCUGCUGAUAUCUCUCUAUGGUGAUGAUCAGUCCCCGUUUGAUUGGAAGAUAAUUCCAACGAGAAACUUGGGCAUACACGAUAGGAUUCUAGGACCUUUGUCGUGACUAUCUCUUUGGAACCGUCUAGCCUGGGGUUUCGCCAAUAGGAUUUGUAAGCUUGGCGAUGCCCCCUAGUUGGUAAUAUGGGAUUCUAUGGGAAUAUAGGGGUUGCGAUACAACCGGUCACUGAGGAGUAUUGUACGAAAUCAAAUGCCAAGGCCGAGAUUAAAUGGUAUUUCUUAAGAUGCUUGCCUACUUGUGUCUAGACAAUCUGCGCCCCAACAGAAUUGAUUCUUAAUUGCCUAAAGCAAAUAUAUGACGAUCGCAACGUCAUGGUUACUUCUUCCGUAGCAUAUCCGCCAUAAGCGUAUUUCCUAAUGAUUUCACCC